AUGGAAGCUUUAGAAUCGACCCAAAACCAAGAAGAGAUAGUGCCUUUACAAAUCCCUGUAUUUGAAAAUACAUCUACAAAUCCAUUGCUUGACUCAUCAUCGCUGCCAUCAUCAAAUGAACAAACCACUCAUAUUAAUGCGCCAAAUCAAAACACCAGUCAAGAAAUGAUUGAACCUAUUAAUAAUAGUGAAUCACUACCUAAAAAUGAGGAUAAUGACAAUAUUCAAAUUGAAAGUAAUAAUAUGGAGCUUGUUUCUUCCAAUGUUCAAGAAUCGAUGAAUUUUGAACAUGGACAACAAACUUUACAACGACCAAAUUUCAAUAUUGCUAAUCCUAAUUGGAAUACCCAAACUAAUAAUCUAGAUAAUACUGAUCAAAAUUUUGAUAUAGAAUAUCACCAUAGCAAUGUUAAUAAUCAUAAUCAUAAUAAGGCCCCAUUUAGUUUGCGUAAAUUAUCAGAUGCUGGAUUCCAAGCUCUGCCUCCAGGAUCUCGUUUAUUUUUGGGAAAUUUAUCCACUCAUUCGACUACUAAAAAGGAGCUUUAUGACAUCUUUUCUCCUUAUGGAGAAGUUUUUGAAAUAUCUAUUAAAAAUAGCUUUGGUUUUAUCCAAUAUGAUAAUACUGAGAGAUUGGAGGUUUCUCAUGGUAAGUUACAUCGCCGUUCGCAAAAUCAAGAUACUGGGCAUAAAAAUAAUUUUGGGCAUCAUCAUGAAAAACGUUGGAAUCAAAGAGGUGGAAAUAAAAAUAAUUGGCAUAAUAAUAACAAAAGAGAAUAUUCACCCGCCAGAGGACAUCAUACUCAAACCCAUAAUAAUUGGCAUUAUAAUAAGGAAGGCAAUGAAAGAAGACAUAGCCGUGAUUCAUAUAGGGAGGAACACCGCGACCAAAAAAAUUCCCAUAGAUCUAAACCAUAUAGAGUUCCUAAUAGAGAUUAUUCAGAACAAAAACAAAGUCGAGAUAAUAGGUCACAAUUACAUGACAAGGCUAAUGAUGAAUUUCCUUUACCUAGAAGGCAAGGCAAUGCGGUACCAGAAUGUCAAAUAAUUGUCCUUGAAGAAGUUGAUCGGAAUUAUUUAUGGCAAGCAGAGAAUGCUUUCAGAGAAGCAAAUAUCUCUGUUCACACACUUCAUUUAUCUAGAAAACUUCAAAUUCAAGCAGUUGUUCGUCAAAUGAUUGUAGAAGGCGUGCAUGCGGUUGUCUUUUUAGAAAGGGCCCUUAUAAUGAAUGGUAGGGUUAAUAUGCAAAUUUUUGAACAUCAACGUUCUCAAGAUAAUGUAAAAUAUGAUGAAUAUAACAAUAUUAGAAUAGAAGAUGCAGUUGGAUUAUUGUCUCGAGCUCGUGUUUCAUCGGUCCCUAACAAUAUGUUAACUGGUGGGCAACAAAUUUUACCUCAAACACAGAAGGCUGCCCCAAUUAUAGAACAGCCAAAUGCAUUAAAUAUUAAUCCAAUUUCAUUAAAUAAUGUUAAUUUUGCCGCACUUGCUAAUUUGCUUGUAGUUUCACCUGGUACCAAUUUACAACAUCAGCCAGGUUUUAUGUCUGCACAACCACAAAGUUUUGAUGUACAACAAAUACUUGGAAAUUUGGCGCCUGCAAAUGCUCCAAAUCAACAACGAUAUACGCAAGUGUUCCCUCAUAAUACUAUGCCUUUUAAUACUUCAAUGAUUAACCAGCAUAAUGUUAACAAUCCAAAUGUUAUGCCUCCUCCUCAGCCUAAUAAUACUCUUCCUUUACCUCAACAUCAACCCCAACAUGUUGCACCAAAUUUACAACAGUUUCAUAAUCAAAUUCCUGGUAGCUCUAAUAUCACAGAUCUUAUGACACAAUUCAAUAAUUAUAACAACCAAUGUUAA
This is a messenger RNA of Entrophospora candida, 1854 nucleotides long. NCBI's taxonomy places the organism in Eukaryota, Fungi, Glomeromycota, Glomeromycetes, Entrophosporales, Entrophosporaceae. The record is from the annotation of a GenBank genome assembly.